Closterium sp. Naga37s-1 is the source of this 618-nucleotide messenger RNA. The record is from the annotation of a GenBank genome assembly. NCBI's taxonomy places the organism in Eukaryota, Viridiplantae, Streptophyta, Zygnematophyceae, Desmidiales, Closteriaceae.
AUGGAGGACACGUGGGCGAAGCUGGAGGAGCGGCGGCGAAUCGUGGCCGUCCGUUGCCGACGGCUGGCGGAGGAGCAAGCGGGCAUGGGGCGGGCGGAUGGCAGCAGGGCGGGGCACCACCUCUGCCUCUCUCCGCCAUUACAGCACUCACUCCACACUCACGCCUGCAGCCCAGCCAGCCACAUCAGCAGCCCGCCCAGCCACAUGAGCAACACGUGGCAGCAGCUGGCAGCAGCAGUGCAGUCAACACAGACACCAGCACUGGCGUGGUCACUCUUCCGAGCAGCAGGCACGCCUGCAGCACCCCUCUCACCAGCGCCACCACCCAGCAGUGCGGCAGCAGCAGCAGCAGCACUCUCCAGUCUCCACACUACUUCGGAGUGCCCUCCAUGGACGCUGCAGUGGCCCGAGUGCGAUCACACCUCGCUGCGCUGCACGCCCCACCACAUCCCCACAGCACCCUGCCUAUUGUACGCCGCCGCCCCCCCUAGCUCUGCGCUGUGCUCUCCUUAUGCCAUACCCUUCACCUUAUCUCCUACUCCUCCCCUCCUCACCCUCCUCUCCCCCUCCCCCCUCCCCUCUCUCCCUCCCCCCCUCCCCUGCCCCUCCUCCCUUUGA